Acomys russatus (golden spiny mouse) is the source of this 636-nucleotide messenger RNA. Its product is annotated as ATP synthase subunit a-like. The coding region runs from base 1 to 636 and encodes 211 amino acids. The transcript has a single exon. The record is from RefSeq and is a predicted model, not a curated record. Lineage: Eukaryota; Metazoa; Chordata; Mammalia; Rodentia; Muridae.
AUGGGCUUCUUCCUCAUGGGCUUUCUCCUCAUGGGCUUCUUCUUCAUGGGCUUCCUCUUCGUAGGCUUCCUUCUCAUGGGCUUCCUCUUCAUGGGCUUCCUUCUCAUGGGCUUUCUCCACAUGGGCUUCCUCUUCAUGGGCUUCCUUCUCAUGGGCUUUCUCCACAUGGGCUUCCUCUAUAUGGGCUUCUUCCUCAUGGGCUUUCUCCUCAUGGGAUUCUGCUUCAUGACCUUCCUCUUCAUGGACUUCCUUCUCAUGGGCUUCUUCCUUCUGAGCUUCCUCCUCAUGGGUGUCCUCCACAUGGGAUUCCUAUUUAUGGGGUUCCUCUUCAUGGUAUUCCUCUUCAUGGGCUUCCUCCUCAUAAGCUUCCUCCUUAUGGGCUUCUUUCUCAUAGGCUUCUUCUUCAUGAGCUUCCUCUUUGUGGACUUCCUUUUAGUGGGUUUCCUCCUCAUGGGCUUCCUCAACAUGGGAUUCAUCUUCAUGGGCUUCCUCCUCAUGAGCUUCUUCUUCAUGGUCUUCCUCUUCAUGGACUUCCUCUUGAUGGGCUUAUUCUUCAUGAUCUUGCUAUUCAUGAGCUUCCUCCUCAAGGGCUUCCUCUUAUUGCCAUUGGUAGGAAGCUGGUCACUUUUAGUAUAG